Molecule: messenger RNA, 1071 nt
Organism: Penicillium oxalicum
Lineage: Eukaryota; Fungi; Ascomycota; Eurotiomycetes; Eurotiales; Aspergillaceae
Exons: 3
Coding region: 1-1071 (356 amino acids)
Source: RefSeq, a predicted model, not a curated record
AUGUCAACAACAACAAUCACCACCACCACCACCGAGACCGUCCCGGUCAAUCCCAACUUGCACGGACACGGUGCCAUGCGCCUCGAUGGCACCGACGAGCAAUUCGGUGACUGGCGCGAUGAUCUGGCCCGCGAUGGCUAUGCGGUGAUCAAGGCUGCUAUUCCCCGCGAGAAGGCUUUGGGAUAUGCUGACCAAAUGUACACGUGGUUGGAGAACUUCAAGCUCGGCUUUGACCGCAAUGACCUCUCUACCGUGCACAAGGACAGGCUGCCCGUGAUCAACGAGAAGGGCAUGUGUCUGGCGUACGGUCUUUCCCAUGAAGACUUUGUUUGGGGUGUUCGUAGCGAGCCCGGAGUUGUGGGAGCCUUUGAGAAGGUCUACGACGACGAGGAUCUGAUUGUUUCCUUCGACGCCAUCAACUUCCAGUUCCCCAACCGCACCGAUCUACCCCCCAACAAGCCUUGGCCGCACCAGGAUCAGGAUCCCGCAAAGCACGGUUUCCGCUGCAUGCAGGGACUGGUCAACCUGCUUCCCAAUGGACCCGAGGAUGGUGGCCUUAUCGUCUGCAAGGGUGGCCAUCUUCUCUCGGAAGAGUUCCACCGCGACAUGGCUGACGAGGAGCGUAUCCCCGCCUGGACCCCUGAGUGGUACGGUUUCACUGACCGCGGCAUGAAGUGGUUGGAGGACCACGGCUGUGAAUGGAUCAAGAUCAGCGCCGAGCCCGGUGAUCUACUCGUGUGGGACUCCCGUACUCCUCACUAUAACCUGAGUCCCAAGCGCGACCAGCCUCGUUUCGCCGUCUACACUUGCUUCAUGCCCGUCGCGGAUGCCACACAGGAGGAUCUUCGCCGCAAGAAGGACGCUUUCGAUCGUCGUGUCGGCACCACGCAUUGGCCCAAUGCCAGGCACACUGGCUCCAACGUUGCCCAGCGUGAUGGCAAGCCGGACCCUCACAACCGUGAUCGCCCUGUGAAUGAUCCCAAGCUGAGCGAGCGCGCAUUCAAGCUGACGGGUAUUCCGUACAUCAAGGACGAGUCUGCGACCAUCAAACAGACCACCGUCUCCGCUUAA